GAUAUCAAAUUGAAUUGUGCUUGAGGAAGUAACGAUUUUCUCGUGCGUCCAUUUCUUAUUCGACUUCAUAGUUUAUUCAUCUUAGUUUUGAAAGAAAAACGCUGCAAGACAUGAAGAGGCACAUUGCAAGAAUUUCUAAAAUGGAUUCGGAUAGUGUGACCUUCAAAUGGACCAUCAGCCAUUUUUCUGUUGAGAACCUGCUAGAAGGAGUCUUGAAAAGCCCCGGAUUCAAAAGUUUCGGCCGAGACUUUCAUCUGCAGGUAUCUCGCAAUUCAAGGGAGAUCCACCUGCGACUGAAUCAUAGUUAUUCUGAUAAUCCUCCUUUGAUUUCCGAGUGCAGUAUUGGGUUCUAUUUGGCGCCUCCUUCGAUAAGGUGGAACAGUAAAACAUUCAACGUACCAAUUAAACUGGCCGACAUUUCUUUUACCCUCUCUGUCGAAACAUUGAAGAAAGAAUGUCUUGCUGACGAAGUAUUGAGGGUUGGCUGCUAUCUCACGAUCACCAAGUUGAAGCACAUUCUGGCAACUAAUCCUGUGGCGCCAACUGCUGGGAACGAAAUAACAUUUUCAAAGCAAGGGCAUAAAACACUGGCUGAAAAUUUAGGAAAUAUUUUGGAGGAUUUACAUUUUUCCGACGUGACUUUGAAAGUUGAAGAAGAAACAUUUCAGGCCCACAAAGCAAUUCUUGCGAGCCGUUCCAAAGUGUUCGAUGGGAUGUUCAAAAGUAGCAUGAAAGAAAGCCAGGAAACCGUGGUGGAAAUUGCCGAAAUGAAGCCACCCAUCAUCAGGGAAAUGUUGCAGUAUAUCUAUGCUGGAACCAUUGGGAACUUGUCUAUGGAUGCGGCAAUCGACCUUUACGUGGGAUCAGAUAGAUAUGACUUGCAAGAGUUGAAGGGAUGGUGCAAAGAAUUUAUUCUGGAACACAUAUCGUCAGAUGACGUAUGCAGGGUAGCGGUGAUUGCAGAUCUGCACUCUGAUGAGGAACUUGCUAAGGCUUCAAGACGUGUUUUCAAGGAGGACCCAAAGACGAUAAUUGAGUCUGAGACCUGGAGAGAUUUUGGAAAGGAUAAUCCCUCUUUGCAGACUGAUUUAUUGGAAAGCGCAUUAAUAAAUGACGAUUAGGUUGAAAACUUAACUUUUCUUUUUGUGGUAUCAGACUUUUAUCAUUUCUUCCGUUCAGUUAUAAUUUGUAUGACUGACAUUUCAAAAUCUUCACUGUGAGUUUUAUGAAUGUGAUGAGCCGCUAGGAAAGCUUUAAAGUUCAGUUCAAACACAAAUUGUAUUUAAUAAAAC
Messenger RNA from Uloborus diversus, 1292 nucleotides. Its product is annotated as speckle-type POZ protein-like. The coding region runs from base 111 to 1121 and encodes 336 amino acids. The transcript has 3 exons. NCBI's taxonomy places the organism in Eukaryota, Metazoa, Arthropoda, Arachnida, Araneae, Uloboridae. Gene Ontology annotation, molecular function: ubiquitin protein ligase binding. The record is from RefSeq and is a predicted model, not a curated record. Gene Ontology annotation, cellular component: cytoplasm. Gene Ontology annotation, biological process: regulation of proteolysis; proteasome-mediated ubiquitin-dependent protein catabolic process.